Molecule: messenger RNA, 1246 nt
Organism: Anastrepha ludens (Mexican fruit fly)
Lineage: Eukaryota; Metazoa; Arthropoda; Insecta; Diptera; Tephritidae
Gene: Polr1C
Product: DNA-directed RNA polymerases I and III subunit RPAC1
Exons: 2
Coding region: 137-1132 (331 amino acids)
Biological process (GO): DNA-templated transcription
Cellular component (GO): RNA polymerase III complex; RNA polymerase I complex
Molecular function (GO): protein dimerization activity; DNA binding
Source: RefSeq, a predicted model, not a curated record
UAUGUUGCUGACAUUCUGAGCCGACAAAGUCGAAGAAAGAAAACAAUCAGCACGUGGGCACACAUUAAUGCAACAAAGAUUUACCAAAGUUUGUAACAUAUAUUUAUUUAAUCAAUAAGAAAGUGUCUGAGUAAAAAUGUCUGCAAGCACUCAACAUCCUAAAUUGUACAUGGACGAGCACAAAUUGAAGCAGGAUCCACAUGAUUAUGGACUAGCCGAUGAACCUUUCAACUUGGAAACAUUUAAAAAAAAGUUUCAGAUAGUUGUCGUAAAAUAUGAGGGGAAUGAAAUGGAGUUCGAUAUGAUAGGCGUGCAUCCAGGCAUAGCAAACGCUUUCCGUCGUCUUAUGCUCAGCGAAGUACCCAGCAUGGCCAUCGAGAAGGUGUACAUUUAUAAUAACACAUCCAUUAUGCAAGAUGAAGUGCUCGCACACCGUUUGGGUCUUAUACCACUACGUGCUGAUUCUCGCCGAUUCUUGUACAAAACAGAGGAAAGUGGUGAUCAAGGAAACGAACACGACACUUUGGAAUUUGAAUUGAAAGUCAAGUGUACGCGUCGCAAAGAUGUCAGAGAUUCGUCGAACUUUGACACAAUCUAUAAAAACCACAAAGUUUAUUCCGGUCAAAUGAAAUGGCUACCAAAAGGCAAGCAAUCGCAGAUUUUCAACGAAACAGAUGUUGGUUGUAUACACGAUGAUAUACUAAUAAAUCAAUUGCGCCCGGGACAUGAAUUGGACCUACGUCUAUUAGCUGUAAAAGGUAUUGGCAAGGAUCACGCAAAAUUUUCACCUGUAGCUACUGCUUUCUACAGAUUGCUGCCUGAAAUAAAGUUGAACCGCAAGGUGGAGGGCAAAGAGGCAUUUCUACUGCAGAAAUGUUUUUCGCCCGGUGUAAUAGGUAUUGAUGAAAACGAUUGCGCAUAUGUGAAAGAUGCGCGCUAUGAUACAUGCAGCCGUAACGUAUUUCGCUAUCCGCAAUUAGAAGAUGCAGUGACGAUGUCACGUAUCCGCGAUCACUAUAUAUUUAGUGUUGAGUCAGUUGGAGCGCUUAAACCAGACGUGAUUUUCAUUGAAGCUGUAAAGGUACUAAAAGAAAAAUGUCGAAAAUUCAUAGAGGAAAUAGAAGCGGCGUAAUGUUUUAGAAAAAAGUUGCCUAGGUUUAAAGUUAUAAGUUAAUAAAAAAGUAAAUUUGUUGUGUCCAACUAUAUACCAUAAAUAAAUAAAAAGAAAUUUUUAAUAAUAAAAUCA